AUGAAACCAUACCUCCUACUUUUGUCACUGAUUUGCUUGCUUUUCCUUUCUCGCAUUAUUUCUCCUCCUUCGCUUUGUCUUGUGUUGCCGCUGCUGCUGCUCAGUAACUGCUGCUCUGACGGCUUUCUCUUAUGUACUAUCUAUCUAUCUAUCUAUCUAUCCAUCUAUCUCUCGGUUUGUUCAUAUCGUUCUAUUCGUUCUAUCUAUAGUCUGUCUAUCUAUCUAUCUAUCUAUCUCAAUCUGCUUAUAUCUAUCUAUAUAUCUCUAUCUCAAUCUGCUCAUAUCUAUUCAUAUUUCCUCAUUCGUUUUUCUUUACACCUCUAUACAUUCCUUUUUUUCUCUCUCUCUCUCUCUCUCUCUCUCUCUCUCUCUCGCUCUCUCUUCACACAUUUUCUUUCUUUAAUGUCUUUUCUUUUCUUCACGCUUACCCUUGGUUCCACCCGCUUUCUCCCUCUCUCUCUCUCUCUCUCUCUCUCUCUCUCUCAAUCUUCCCAAAACCUGUCUCUCUUUCUUUCUUUCUUUCUCUCCUUUUCUUUCUUUCUUUCUUUUUCUCACUCUCGCUCAGAGAGAAGCCGGCUUAGUGGCAAUACAACAAAAUAUUCGUCUGUUUUUCUUUCUCUUUCGUUAUCUAUCUAUCUAUCUAUCUAUCUGACACACCCACCGAUAAAGUACAAGGGAGAGACACAUAUACGUUGUGAUCUCUCCAUCUAUCCCUCUUCUCUCUCUCUCUCUUUCUCUCUCUCUCUCUUUCUAUUGACCAUCUCACAUUCACAAGUGUGA
Molecule: messenger RNA, 780 nt
Organism: Acanthosepion pharaonis
Lineage: Eukaryota; Metazoa; Mollusca; Cephalopoda; Sepiida; Sepiidae
Source: the annotation of a GenBank genome assembly